Messenger RNA from Astyanax mexicanus (Mexican tetra), 2538 nucleotides. RefSeq names its product glycerol-3-phosphate acyltransferase 3 (gene gpat3). NCBI's taxonomy places the organism in Eukaryota, Metazoa, Chordata, Actinopteri, Characiformes, Acestrorhamphidae. Gene Ontology annotation, cellular component: endoplasmic reticulum. Gene Ontology annotation, molecular function: glycerol-3-phosphate O-acyltransferase activity. The record is from RefSeq and is a predicted model, not a curated record. The transcript is spliced from 13 exons. Gene Ontology annotation, biological process: triglyceride biosynthetic process. Bases 202 to 1527 code for a protein of 441 amino acids.
CGCUGUUUUCAGUGUUUUGAAAUAGCAGCUGAACUUUGUGUUCUGAGUUUGAGUAAAGUCAGAAUUUCGGGGGAAAAUGAGUUAGAUUAGAGUUAUUUUAGAGUUUAGAUGAUUAAAGUGUGUAACUCCGGACUGAGACAUGUGGAAAUGAGGAGUAAAGACAGUGCGAUGUCCUGAUAGUGGUUUUCUGAACUGGAAGAAAUGGAGGGCUCGUACUGGGACUUGGUGCUGCUGGUGAUGGAGGUUUGGUUGUUUGUGGUUCUGGGGCUCAUUGUUCUUCCCGCCAUGUUCGGGGUCUCGCUGGGCUUCACAGACCUCUACAUUAAAGUCCUGGUCAAAACCCUGGAGUGGGCCACCCGGAGGAUCCAGAGAGGACAGAAGGAGCAGGACACGCUCCCCGCUCAUCUGCCCAACGGGAUAAUCGAGAGAAACGACGACUCCAUGGAGGAGCAGAUCGUGGAGCUUCGCCGAUCCCAUCCGAAGUUUCACUCUGUGGGAGAUUUUACUCUGUGCGAUGCUUUUUAUUUCUGUAAGAAGGGCAUAGAGAGUAUUGUAGAUGACGAGGUCACUCAACGCUUCACGUCUGAAGAGUUGGUCUCCUGGAACCUUCUGACACGAACCAACAUCAACUUCCAUUACAUCAGCGUACGCGUGACCAUCAUCUGGGGCCUGGGCUUAUUUAUACGCUACUGUAUCCUCCUACCACUCAGGGUGACGUUGGCUGCUAUUGGACUGAGCUGGCUUGUGAUAGGCACCACCCUCGUGGGCCUGCUCCCCAACAGCAAUGUGAAGAACUGGCUCAGUGAUGUGAUACACAUGACGUGCUACAGGAUCUGUGCUAGAGGUCUAUCUGCCAGAAUCCGCUACCACAGCAAAGAAAACCGUCCAAAGAAAGGAGGGAUUUGCGUCGCGAAUCACACCUCUCCUAUAGACAUUGUUAUUUUAGCAAACGAUGGAUGUUAUGCCAUGGUUGGUCAGAUCCAUGGAGGCCUGAUGGGGGUCAUCCAGAGGUCAAUGGUGCGAUCCUGUCCCCACGUGUGGUUUGAAAGGUCUGAGAUGAAAGAUCGCCAUGCAGUGGCCAAAAGGUUAAAAGAUCACAUCGCAGAUAAAUCCAAGCAGCCAAUACUUAUCUUCCCUGAGGGAACUUGCAUUAAUAACACAUCCGUCAUGAUGUUCAAAAAGGGAAGCUUUGAGAUAGGAGGGACGAUAUACCCAGUAGCAAUAAAGUAUGACCCGCAGUUCGGAGACGCGUUCUGGAACAGCGGGAAGUACAACAUGGUGAGCUACCUGCUCAGGAUGAUGACCAGCUGGGCCAUAGUGUGUAAUGUGUGGUACCUCCCCCCUAUGAGUAUACAGGAUGGAGAGGAUGCUGUCCAUUUUGCCAACAGAGUCAAAUCAGCCAUAGCACUGCAGGGAGGACUGAUGGAUUUGUCCUGGGAUGGAGGCCUGAAGAGAGAGAAGGUGAAGCAGUCGUUUAAAGAGGAGCAGCAGAAGAUGUACAGCAGUAUGAUCGUAGGACAGGACUGAGGAACACUGCGCUGUGCUUCAUCCAGAGGAAGUUAAGAUUACAGCCUGUUACAGGUCACAUGUUACUCACUUCUGGAGGAUUCGCUGUUGAUAAUCGAAGAUUAAAAUGUUACAGUUCAUUCAGAAAACAGAGAACAGACUCUUUUAGCUCACAUCAUCUGAUUACAUGACUAGAGUUUCUCAUGACGUCAUAAUAUGUAGUCCCUGCAUUUUUUAGGACUGAAUCAGGGAUUGGCUAGCUAGCUAACUAGUCUUUGGUUGGAUUGAAUCUCUUUUAGAUCCAGCUAACAGAUUAGUGCCAGUUCCAUCAGUGUUACACUUAAAUUUGUAUCAAAAUGAAAGCCUUGUUUUUUCAGAUGCUGUGUGCUUUGCAGCACACUCUGAUAAACCUGUAAAUAAGCUAUAGUUAGCUAUGGCUAUUUGUGCAUUCUCUAUUGGGUGGAAUAUGUGCUGGUUAGCUGGGUAGCUAAGCUAAGGAGAAAAAAAUAUAUGACAUGCUGCUGUUUUAAUAAAAAAGCAGAUAUGCUGUUUUAAUUCAGUGUGAUUUCUCUACUGGUGGAAUGGGCACUAAUGUGGUUAGCUUUUUGUAGCCAUGUACAUUUGUGUUGUCUUCUCAGUUUGCUUCAGAGAAACAGAAUUGUCACAAAAAACACUCUCUAUAAACAUAUAAUUUAUCGACUUGGUCAAAGUACUAGUAUGUUUAUUCCGAAGUAAAAUGCUAAUUUUAGCCGUUUUUCACUAUUGACCAACAGCAAAGCCAGAAAUUAUCCCACACAUGGUGGACACAACUAAAUAAUCACAUAACUGAAGUACUAGAAUACUUUUUUAAAGCAUCAGAUAAAACCUUAAAGGCGAGAUUUAUAAAACUCUCAAAAUACGGUGGCCUUAAAAUCAGAAAUUACACACUAUAGGUGAGUUUCUCAGACAGGGAUUAAGCCUAGUCCUAAAUUACACAGCAAUUUAAAUAAAGAUUUCCCAUUGCAUUCACUACUGGAGAAAUGAGUUCUGCUA